Molecule: messenger RNA, 1014 nt
Organism: Penicillium longicatenatum
Lineage: Eukaryota; Fungi; Ascomycota; Eurotiomycetes; Eurotiales; Aspergillaceae
Product: DSC3 family protein
Exons: 1
Coding region: 1-1014 (337 amino acids)
Biological process (GO): protein processing
Cellular component (GO): Dsc E3 ubiquitin ligase complex; endoplasmic reticulum
Source: RefSeq, a predicted model, not a curated record
AUGGGGUCAACAGCAUUUCUUUCCCCCUACACAAAUGACUCCGUCUCCGACCUCCUCAUAACCGUCCGCUUCUCUGCUUCGAUCCCUGAUCUCCCACUCGACGUCCCAGAACCGGAGACCACAACAGGCGCAGGACUCAAACAACUAAUUCGCGCAGAGCUUCCAUCCUCCCUCUCAUCCCAUCGCCUACGCCUGAUCUACGCCGGCCGCGGUAUAGAAGAUACAACCGCCCUAACAACCUCCCUCAAGCUCCCGCCUUCCCCAUCUAGAACUCCGCGAUCCGCAGCAGAAGAUGAAGAACAGGACGGAAGCCUGGAAAAUGGCGCGGAAAAUUCCUCCGAAUCUAAGUCCAGAGAUAAAGGCAAACAACCUGUUCGCGACCAACGCCCAAGAAUAUACAUACACUGCUCAAUAGGCGAUAUCGCGCUUUCGGAUGCCGAUCUAGCUGCAGAAGCUGAUGUAGCUUCGACGUUGCUACAAAGCCAGAAAGAAGACGAAAAUGUCUCCAGGUUACUCUCUACAUCUACAAUCCCUCAUCGUAGCGGCUCCUCCGUCUUUCCGUCUCGCUCGGCCGCGCCUGAAAUUACUACCACCCCUGCACCUCGUGGUUUUGAUCGUCUCCUAACGGCAGGCUUUACCGCUGCAGAAGUAACGGCUCUCCGGUCACAAUUUCUGGCUGUGCAGUCUGUCUCCCGUACGCCGGACACUAUGCCUAGUGGUGAAGAGCUCCGCGAUCUUGAAGAUCGGUGGAUGGAUGAGGGUUCGACUGCUGCGGGGAUGAUGGGUGGGGGUGAAGGUGCGGGUGGUGGCGAUGAUGAUGGGGGUUUAGGGUCGGGGUCGAGAAGUGCGAUGGACGAUAUGCUUUGGGGUGCGGUUAUGGGCUUCUUUUGGCCUAUUGGAUGUGCGAUGUGGUUGCGGAGGGAGGAGGGUGUUUGGUCUUGGAGGAAGGGGGUCGCAGUCUUUGUGGGGGUUCUUGUCAAUGCAGCUUUUGGGGCCUUGAGGAUUAUGAAUUAG